AAUAAUAUUCAUCUUACACCUCACUAAACGUUUUUAAUUAUUGUAUUAAUAAUAAAGUUGAUAGUAAACGGAAAUUUUAAAUGAUCGUUCAUAUGUUUUAAGAUCUUUCAAUGAUAGCUUUUUCUAGGCUUUGUUUCAUUUCUGAUACGUGUGGGUCAUUUCUCCACGAAAAUCCAGGACAAUGGUCGAUGUAUCUAGUUUUGAAACAAGUCAUGUUCAUUCAAGAAGUCCCACACAGUCGGAGAUGAAGAAGGGGAUAAUCGAAGAGAAGGCAAAGACGGUACCAUUCUACAAACUGUUUUCUUUCUCAGAUUCUACCGAUGUGUUGUUGAUGAUCGUUGGUUCGAUCGGAGCUAUCGGAAACGGUCUUGGUUUUCCGUUGAUGACAUUAUUGUUUGGUGAUCUUAUUGAUACGGUUGGUCGAAACCUAUUCACAAACGACAUUGUUGAGUUAAUCUCCAAGAUUUGUUUAAAAUUUGUCUACCUUGGACUUGGGACAUUUGUAGCAGCCUUUCUUCAGGUGUCUUGCUGGGUGAUUACGGGAGAAAGACAAGCUGCAAGGAUAAGGAGUUUAUAUCUGAAGACAAUUCUAAGACAAGACAUUGUAUUCUUCGAUGUCGAAACAAACACAGGCGAAGUUGUUGGUCGUAUGUCAGGUGAUACUGUUCUUAUACUAGAUGCUAUGGGCGAGAAGGUUGGGAAAUUUAUACAGUUGUUUGUAACAUUCUUGGGUGGAUAUGCAUUAGCGUUUGUGAAAGGAUGGUUACUUACACUUGUUAUGUUAACCUCAAUUCCUCUUCUAGCUAUGGCUGGUGCAGCUACGUCGCUUAUUUUCACUAAAGCUUCUUCUCAACAGCAAGCUGCUUAUGCCAAAGCAUCAACUAUUGCUGAACAAACUUGCGGGUCUAUUCGAACCGUUGCUUCAUUCACGGGAGAGAAGCAGGCGACUAGUAGCUACAAAGAGUUGAUAAACUCGGCCUAUAAAUCGAGUGUCAAGCAAGGUCUCUCUACGGGUUUAGGGUUUGGAGUAAUGUUCUUGGUGUUCUUUUGUAGCUAUGCUUUGGCUAUAUGGUUUGGUGGAGAGAUGAUACUCAGAAAAGGGUAUACAGGUGGUGCAGUGAUUAAUGUAAUGAUCAUUGUGGUCGCGAGUUCGAUGUCUUUAGGGCAAGCAGCGCCAUGUCUAACCUCAUUUGCAGCUGGUCAAGCUGCAGCUUAUAAAAUGUUUGAAACAAUAAAAAGAAAGCCAGUGAUUGAUUCUUUUGAUCUAAACGGGAAGGUUUUAGAAGAUAUACAAGGCGAAAUAGAGCUGAGAGAUGUGUGUUUUAGUUACCCUGCAAGGCCUAGAGAAGAGGUCUUUGGAGGAUUCUCUCUGAUGAUCCCAAGUGGCAAAACUACUGCUUUGGUAGGAGAAAGCGGCAGCGGGAAAUCUACUGUGAUCAGUUUAAUAGAAAGGUUCUAUGAUCCGAAUUCUGGCCAAGUGCUUAUUGAUGGUGUUGACUUGAAGGAGUUUCAGCUGAAAUGGAUUAGAGGAAAGAUUGGAUUGGUUGGUCAAGAACCGGUUCUGUUUUCUUCAAGUAUAAUGGAGAAUAUUGGGUACGGGAAAGAGGGAGCAAGAGUUCAAGAGAUAGAAGCAGCUGCAAAGCUAGCAAACGCAGCUAAGUUUAUCGAUAAGUUGCCUUGGGGUUUGGAGACAAUGGUAGGUGAACAUGGAACUCAGCUCUCAGGAGGACAGAAACAGAGGAUUGCAAUCGCUAGGGCCAUACUUAAAGAUCCAAGGAUUUUGCUGUUAGAUGAAGCGACAAGUGCUCUUGAUGCAGAAUCCGAACGAGUGGUUCAAGAAGCUUUAGAUAGGGUGAUGGUUAACCGGACUACUGUGAUUGUCGCACAUCGGUUAAGCACAGUGAGAAAUGCUGAUAUGAUUGCUGUUCUUCACCGUGGAAAGAUAGUUGAAGAAGGUUCACAUUUGGAGUUACUCAAGGAUCAUGAAGGGGCUUAUUCACAACUUAUACGGCUACAAGAGAUAAACACAGAAUCAAGACGAUUAGAGAUUUCAAAUGGACAGCAAGACGGAUCUAUCAGGAAUGAAUCAUCAAGAGGAAAUAGUGUCAGUAGGAUGCAUAAUGAUGAUGGAUCUGUUUCUGUUCUUGGUUUACUUGCAGGACAAGAAAACACUGAAAAGCCUAAAGAUAUGCCCCAAGAUGUGUCGAUUACACGAAUUGCUGCUCUUAACAAACCGGAGGCUCCCAUUCUCAUACUUGGAACCUUAGUAUGCGCACUUGAUGGCGCUAUAUUCCCAAUCUUCGGACUCCUCUUUGCUAAAGUUAUCAUAGCUUUCUUCCAACCACCUCAUGAGCUGAGGAGCGAUUCGAGAUUCUGGUCGAUAAUAUUUGUGCUUCUUGGUGUACUCUCUUUGGUAGUGUAUCCAAUACAUAUGUCUUUGUUUGCUGUAGCUGGGGGGAGACUGAUUCGUAGGAUAAGAUCAAUGUGUUUUGAGAAAGUUGUUCACAUGGAGGUUGGGUGGUUUGAUGAGCCCGAGAACUCGAGUGGUGCCAUGGGAGCAAGGCUCUCUGCUGAUGCAGCCUUGAUCAGGACACUUGUGGGCGACUCUUUGGCUCUAACUGUCAAGAACGUUGCAUCCGCAGUGGCGGGAAUAAUCAUAGCUUUUGUGAUUAGCUGGGAGUUAGCUGUUAUUAUCUUAGUAAUGAUUCCUUUAACAGGAAUCAAUAAUUACGUUCAGGUUAAGUUCAUGAAAGGCUUCAGUGCAGACGCAAAGACAAAGUACGAGGAGGCGAGUCAAGUAGCGAACGAUGCGGUUGGGAGUAUAAGAACGGUUGCAUCUUUCUGUGCGGAGGAGAAAGUGAUAGAGAUGUAUAAGAAACGAUGUGAAGAUUCGAUCAAAUCGGGAACGAAGCAAGGAGUAGUCGCAGGAUUAGGGUUUGGUCUCUCCUUCUUCGUUCUUUACUCUGUCUAUGCUGCUUGUUUCUACGCAGGUGCUAGAUUGGUUAAAGACGGAAGGACAACCUACAACGGUGUUUUUCAGGUUUUCUUAGCAUUGACGAUGACAACAAUUGGGAUUUCUGCGGCGAGUUCUUUCGCUCCUGAUUCAGGCAAAGCUAAGAGUGCUGCUGUUUCAGUUUUCGGAAUCAUCGAUAGGAAAUCAAAGAUAGACUCGAGAGAUGAAUCAGGGAUGGUGUUGGAGAAUGUAAAGGGAGAUAUCGAUUUUUGUCACAUAGAGUUUGCUUACCAAACUAGACCUGAUAUUCAGAUAUUUCGUGAUCUUUGUUUCUCCAUUCGUGCCGGAAAGACUGUUGCUUUGGUCGGAGAAAGUGGAUCAGGCAAAUCUACGGUUAUAUCUCUGUUACAGAGGUUUUACGAUCCAGAUUCGGGUCAUAUCACUUUAGACGGAGUUGAGCUCAAGAAGCUGCAACUGAAAUGGCUGAGAAAACAAAUGGGGCUUGUAGGGCAAGAGCCUGUACUGUUCAACGACACAAUACGAGCCAACAUUGCUUAUGGAAAGGGAGGAGAAGAAGCAACCGAGGCUGAGAUCGUAGCUGCUUCCGAGCUCUGUAAUGCUCAUAAAUUCAUCUCUAGUAUACAACAGGGUUACGAUACGGUGGUCGGGGAGAGAGGGAUACAGUUAUCAGGAGGACAGAAGCAGCGCGUGGCAAUUGCACGUGCCAUCGUGAAAGAGCCGAAGAUCUUGUUACUGGACGAAGCGACGAGCGCGUUGGACGCAGAAUCAGAGCGUGUGGUUCAGGACGCACUUGACCAGGUGAUGGUGAACCGGACCACCAUCGUGGUGGCUCACAGGCUUUCGACGAUCAAGAAUGCUGACGUCAUCGCCGUAGUGAAGAACGGUGUGAUCGCGGAGAAAGGGACGCACGAGACGUUGAUGAAUAUCAAAGGUGGUGUUUAUGCUUCCCUCGUUCAACUUCACAUGAGUGCUUUCUAAUUGAUACAAUCAUACAAAAACCGUAUAUUUUUCAUAAUAAACAAAAGAAAAGAAACAAAUUAAAGACACGAAUUUUUCGAACCAAAUGUUUUGUAUGAAGAAUUUUUCAUUGUUUGUUUGGCCGAAGAAAAUAAUUUUUUUGGUAAGGAGUUGAAUCCAAAUUUGUGCUUUAAAACUAGGGAAAAUUGUCAAAUAUGACUUACAACUUGAUUUCAAAUGCAAAAGUAAACUCAAAAUUGAAUCAAAUGCAAAAGUAAUCUAAAAGACUAUUGAAAUUACAACCCGUCUCUUGUGAACAAACAAAAAAACCGAAUUUUUUUACGUUUCAGAACCCCCGUAAGUCGUCUGUCCAGACAACUUUACAGUAGACGACUUACUGGAAAGUCAUCUAGCCCAGUUCUACUUAGAAAUAAUUUAAAAUUUUUGUAAAAAAUAUUUUGAUAAGUGAAAAAUUGAAAUCAUGUAAUUAACAUAUGUUUUAAGAAAUAUAAAUUAAGAUAUAACAAAAGUUAAUUGUUUUCAACAUAGAUGAGUGAAAGUAGUGAGUCAUGA
Messenger RNA from Brassica napus (rape), 4504 nucleotides. Its product is annotated as ABC transporter B family member 5-like. The record is from RefSeq and is a predicted model, not a curated record. The coding region runs from base 182 to 3952 and encodes 1256 amino acids. NCBI's taxonomy places the organism in Eukaryota, Viridiplantae, Streptophyta, Magnoliopsida, Brassicales, Brassicaceae. Gene Ontology annotation, molecular function: ATP binding; ATP hydrolysis activity; ABC-type transporter activity. Gene Ontology annotation, biological process: transmembrane transport. Gene Ontology annotation, cellular component: membrane. The transcript is spliced from 11 exons.